AUGAAACUAAGUAAAACAAUUUGUGUCACAAUAUUUACUAGAAUUAGUAAUAAAAUUAGAUACUUUGGUGAUGAGAGCAAUCUGCAUGGAAUAGGACAUAUGUUAUCAAUGUCAUACAUACCAAUAUAUAAAAGAAUAUUUUGGUUAUUGGUACUGACAGGGAGUGCAUUUACAGCAUCAAGAAUUCUGGAGCCAAUAUUUAGCUUUUACUCUGGAGACGACGUGUCUUAUUUGGUUGACACGAAUUACAUAGAUUUUGACACUCCAUUCCCAGCUGUUACGGUGUGCCAACAUGCAGACACGGGGAAUAUAAAAAAAUACAUAAGCGAACAUCACCUUCCAAAAGCAAUGCUGGAUUUUUUCAAGGAAGUGAGCAUUUGGAAUAUUAGAUACUGCAGAACUUGCGCGUCGUGUAAAGUCAAUCAAACAUGUUUAGAAGAGUUUGUGGAUGUGGUGAAUACCGUCCGGUCCAAGUGCCCUGAUAUACUGUCAGAUUGCUGGUGGGAUGGCAAGCUAUUUCAAUGCUGUGAUCAAUUUCUUCCUAUCAUGACAGAGUAUGGCGUAUGUUUCGCAUUUAAUUCUCGUAUCGCGGGCAACGACACUGUACUAACAGUGAACAGGCGUAGUCAGCCAUCCCUGUUGCUUUCGGUCAAACAGAAAAUUGGGAUAAGGGUCCACUCACCUGAUGACAUGGUGUUCGUUGGAAUGGAAAAUGUGCUGGGUCAGCCUGUAGCCGUCCCUUUUGUGUCAGACUACGAAAUUAUAUUGAAGGCAGAAGAGACACUAAGCGAUCAAUCUGUAAGUUCCAUGUCUCGACCACCGCGCACGUGUCUUUACGAACAUGAAAAACCGUCUUUUGCCCACCAUUGGACCUUCACAAAAUAUACAUACGACAACUGCAGAUUUUAUUGCAGAGCAAUAGCUCAAGUCGAGCUGUGUAAUUGUACACAUCACUUUAUGCCAAGAUUAGGUGAUUACCCUAUGUGCGAUAUUCAAGGACUUUCAUGUCUCGGUAAACACAGAGAUUUCUUCAGCACUACAGUUUGUGAAUGUCCAAUGAAAUGUGAAGAGGUACUCUAUAAACUUAUACAUAUAUUUGAAACUGAACAGAAGAACACAGAAGAGAUGGUGGCGCGGGGAACUCGUGUGCGAGUGAAACUCGCUCAGCUCCCGUCUUUGCGAGUACAGCGAGUAGCUAUUAGGGCUACACUUGGAUUAGUCGUGGACUUCGGAGGGGUAAUAGGAGUGUUUUUUGGAGCAUCACUACUCAGUAUUAUAGAAAUUAUAUAUAUUCUAUGCAUAAGACGCGCACCUUCAAUUAAUUAA
Achroia grisella is the source of this 1326-nucleotide messenger RNA. Its product is annotated as pickpocket protein 19-like. Gene Ontology annotation, molecular function: ligand-gated sodium channel activity. Bases 1 to 1326 code for a protein of 441 amino acids. Gene Ontology annotation, biological process: sodium ion transmembrane transport. The transcript is spliced from 10 exons. Lineage: Eukaryota; Metazoa; Arthropoda; Insecta; Lepidoptera; Pyralidae. Gene Ontology annotation, cellular component: membrane. The record is from RefSeq and is a predicted model, not a curated record.